Chara braunii is the source of this 1532-nucleotide messenger RNA. NCBI's taxonomy places the organism in Eukaryota, Viridiplantae, Streptophyta, Charophyceae, Charales, Characeae. The record is from the annotation of a GenBank genome assembly.
GUCAGCCCACGGGGUGUCGUUUGUAACGGGCCCGUUGGUCUCAAGGAACGGUACUAGAACUAUUUGUGUCUACUGUGGAGUCGUGGGCCCAUUGGGGCCAAAGCUCGAGUUCCAUUUUUACCAUCCCUUUUCCUUGGUCCUCGUAUGGUCCCUCCUGUAGAGUAACUAUCAGUCCCGGGCAAAUCAAAUGGAACAACGCCCUUGUUUGGCCUUCGUGCAGAAUACGUCCCGGUCCUGGUCCAAUCAAAUAGAAUGAAGUUCUUGCCCUGUCCUCACGCAGAAUAAGUCCCGGUUUCGGUCCAGUCAAAUAAAAUAGUCCUCGCCCGGUCCCCGCGCAGAAUAGGUCCUGGUUCCGAUCCAGUCAAACAGAAUAAAGUCCUCGUCCGGUCCCCGAGCAGAAUAAGUCUCGAUUCUCGUCCAGUCAAAUAAAAUAAAGUCCUCGCCUGGUCCCCAUGCAAAAUAAGUCCCGGUCCCGUUCCAGUCAAAUAGAAUAAGGUCCUCCCCCUGUCCUCGCGCCGGUUCCCGUCCAGUCAAAUAGAAUAAGGUCCUCCGCCCGGUCCCUGUGCAGAUUAAGUCCCGACGCCGGUCCAAUCAAGGUCCACCUUCAAUUCCAGCGUGGAAUAACUCCCAAUUCCGUCCGGAAAGCUUAAGAAUAAAGCCCUCCUCUGAUCCGCACGUAGAAUAGCCCAGUUCCUGUCCACUCAGAUUCACGGUCCAGGUCUAGUCGACGGUGUCGAUCCUUAUCCCGUAAACAAUCUUGAUCAUGGCCCUAAUAUUUAUCCUGGUAACUCCGUUCCAGGUCCCGAUCACAACCCUUUUUCCCGAAAGCUCAGCAGAAAGCGGGAAUCUCGGCAAGGCAUUCAUUCUAGCGGCAAAACUCAGAAAUCAGCUGUGUUCUCAGUCCGUGUUUGGGCAGGUCUUUACAAAUUCCAAAAAAGAUGCUCUUCGAUUUACCAUAACCAGAGGAGGAGGGAAAGAAGAAGUUUCCAAAACUGAAAUUUUAAAACGGAAAAGAAAAAAACGGCGGUUACGACUGUCUACGGCAGAUGAGGAAGAAGAAGAGGAGGAGGAGACGAAGAAGAGGAGAACUGGAUUAGUGGAGGAAGAAGAAGAAGCACGGGAAGAGAAUGAGAGGAAGAAGAAGAAGAAGAAGAAGCAGGUUGAAGUGGCAGGUCGACGCAGACGGAAAAAAAGAAAAAGAACCAAAAGAAAAGGGAAGGAGGAAGAAGGCGAAGAAGAGGAGACGAGGAAGAAGACGAAGAAGAGAAGAGGACAAAAAAGACGAAGAAGCGGAAGGGAGGAAGAAGAGAGGAGGAAGGAGACAAAGAAGAGGAGGAGGAGAAGACAAGAAGAGUGGAAGACGGCAAAGAACAAGAAGAAGAAGAAGAGAAGAACACAAGUGGAAGAAGAAGGAGAAGAACAGGAAAGGAGAAGAACAGGACGGGACGAAGAAGAACGAGAAGAGUGGAAGAAGAAGAAGAAGUAGAAGACGAAGGCAGAGCGGGGAAUGGAAAUGAAGAAAGACAUGGAGA